AUGACGAGAUUAGUUGAUCGGAUUCUAAACUCGUUUUCUCAGACUCACAAACCACUUUCUGAAGAUGUCACGAAAUCAUGGCCCAAAGAUAAUAAAGAAAAUAAAGAGAAACUUUUGAGUUAUAUAAGAGAAAAUGUCAUUGGCUGUGAUAAAGAGUUCAGGGGUCCGUUUGGAUUGCGCAAAGUCACUUACCUGGAUUUCAUAGCCUCGGGCAGAGCUCUGCGGUUCAUAGAAGACUACAUCCAGGACCAGGUUCUUCCAGACUAUGGCAACACACACACGACAACAGGCGUGACCUCGCUACAGACAACACUGUUCCGUCAUGAGGCAAGGGACAUAAUUCGUAACGCUGUGAAUGCCAGCGAGCACGACUCAGUGAUAUUUGUGGGAAGUGGAACAACUGGCGCAAUCCAUAAACUUAUCCACGGACUCAACCUGAACAGUCCGCCUGUCGUGUUCAUAGGGCCGUAUGAACAUCACUCGAACAUUCUACCCUGGAAGGAAAUCACCCCUGAGGUAUUCAGAAUAAAACAACAGAAGAAUGGUUUAGUCGACAUUGCUGAUUUGGAAAACCACCUAAAGAAAUGGAAAGACAAACAGAGACAAAUGAUUGGCUCUUUCAGCGCCGCCUCCAACAUCACCGGUAUCCUGGUUGACGUUGACGCCAUCACAGCCUGUCUCCAUAGAUACGGAGCGCUUGCAUUCUGGGACUAUGCCACUGCAGCACCAUAUGUGAAAAUAGAUAUGAAUCCUUUUGUUCCUGGGUUAGUGGAAAUGAAGCUCGCGUACAAGGACGCAGUGUUUUUGUCAACACACAAGUUCAUGGGCGGAGUGUCAACACCAGGUGUUCUAAUAGCCAAGAACUCUGUGUUUCGUAACAUUGUACCAGAAGGAGGAGGGGGAGGCACUGUGUCUUUUGUUCGGCGAGAUCGACACCACUAUCUACAAGAUCAGGAGGAGCGCGAGGAGGGAGGAACUCCAGCGAUCGUGGAGUCUAUCCGAGCGGGUCUCGUGUUCCAGUUAAAGGAAGCCAUCACCACAGACACCAUCAUGGACAGAGAAAGAUAUCUCUUUGAUAAAGCUAAGACAUACUGGCAGGAUUGUGAGAAUCUAGUUAUUCUGGGUAACCUAAACGUGCCACGACUUCCUGUGUUCUCCUUCCUCAUCUACCACCCAGAAACUGGUCGAUUCCUACACUACAACUUCGUGAGCGCCGUUCUGAAUGACGUCUUUGGAAUCCAGGCUCGCGGAGGAUGUGCCUGUGCUGGACCAUACACUCUGGAUCUGUUAGGUUUGGAUGAACAAGAGGCAGAGAGGCUGGAACACAUGUUGAUGGGAGAUUGGCACAUGGAAGGAACUGGCUCAUGGAAAGAACAACACUGCUCACACCGAGACGUUCUACGAUGUUUCAGGCCUGGAUUUACUCGACUCAGUCUACCAUACUUCAUAGAUGACGACUGUCUGCAGUUUGUGCUGGAAGCUGUGCAGUUAGUAGCACAGCACGCGCACAGCCUCUUACCACAGUACAUGUUCAUCCCAGAAACUGGCGACUGGCGACAGAAGAAUGCUCAGGUGUUUAAAGACCGGAAAUGGCUUGGUCACAUCUCUUACAAGUCUGGUGAGAUGAAUUUGAAAGUUCCUCCACAAACUGAAAAAGGUCCUCUUCCAUCUGACUAUCAGGAUUGCUUACUGCUGGCCAAAGAUAUAUUCAAGAAGUCUGAAAAGGUAACUAAAGUUUUUCCUCUAUCUGACCAGACUCUUCUGUUUGACAACGACUCUCAGCCGUUCCGGUGGUUUGUUCUUCCCAGCGAAGCCUAUGACUGUUUACAUGGCAGCAGAACAACACCUCUUCCUCUGAGUUCGCUCACCGUUGUUCCACAGUCUCUUAAGGCUAAGAUGCAUCUGGAGUUGGACGAUGGAACAGAAUCGUCCAAUGUAGAAGAAGGAAUAACGAGAUGCACCACCACUAGCUUGAAAUCCUCUUUGAAACUACACCUUGAAGAGUCUUUCGUGUCUGUACAACAAGGUUGUGUCUCUCCUGAAAACAGUGUGGGUCGGGAGAACUCCAUAUUCACUGUUAGCAAACAGAAAAUGUUUACUCGUGGGCAGUGUUGUCUGAGAGAUAAACUUCCGUGUAACAAAACUGCACAACCUGCAAGCGAGAUAGAAGCGAUCGCUGAAAACACAACAGACAUACAGACCAAAGCUGUACAGAGAUGUACCAACGAGUCAUCACUUCUGAGACGCCAGACACAGGAAGCCUUUCUCUCCAGACCUCUGCAGCAGGGAGUUAUUUACGCCGAACACAAGUCUCCCAACACAAGUAAUAAUGAGAAAAAUAGCUCUGAGUACAACAUUGGAAAACUGGACGCAAACGGCCAUGGCCAUCACAGGCUCAGGGCUGAUACAGGUAGCCAUUAUGUUCUCGGGGCUAAUACAGAUAUCCGGCGUUCUACCUAUAUUGACAUGUCAGACAUCUAUUAUGAAUUCGAUGUGAGCAUCACGACCAGCAUUGACAGCUCUGAAACCACAGCAGACUGUAAAGAGAAACAACAGAAUAAAUGGGUAUAUCCUUCCAGGACCAUAUUCAAAGCUGCUGUCAAGGCUAUGGAGGAGUAUGAUAUGAUACAACAUGGUGACCGAGUUCUUGUGUGUCUGUCUGGAGGAAAAAAUUCCUUAUCUCUUCUACACACCAUGAGACAGUUCCAGUUCUAUGCUAAAGGAAAGGGUAUGAGUUUUGAGUUUGGUGUGGUGACAGUAGACCCCAAGACCCCGGUCUACGAUCCGACUCCUCUAAAACAAUACCUCUCCGAACUUGGCGUACCUUAUUUCUACGAAUCUCAAGGUAUCCUGGAGACAGCUGAGAAUCUGCCGUAUGAAUGUGCAUCAAUCUGUAGUUUCUGCAGCCGCAUGAAGCGAGGUCGGAUAUACGCUGUGGCACGGCGGGAAGGCUACAACGUGCUGGCGCUCGGACAACACUUGGACGACCUCGCGGAAAGUUUCCUCCUCUCGUUCUUUCACAAUGGAGUAAUACGAACAAUGGCGGCACAGUACACUUUGCAAGAGGGAGAUCUUCGGGUAAUACGACCCUUUGUUUAUGUUCGAGAAAAAGAACUGAGAAACUUUGCCGAUCAGAACCUCCUUCCAGUAAUAACGGAAAACUCGCCAGCAUGCUUUGAGCCUCCAAAGGAACGCCGCAGAAUGAAGCAGCUUCUAGCGAUACAGGAGUUACUGUUCCCUCGACUCUACCACAGCAUGCUGGCCGCCAUGAAACCCGUGAUGACUCGGGGUAAAAUGAUGGUGAAUUCAACAUCCAGUAAAACCCAUCAGUCACGGGGUCAUAUUAACGUGGGAUCUGAUUAUGAGAAACAAAACAACGAUGAUGGUGAUGAAGAGGAGGCUUGUGUCUAUUUGUACAACACUCGAUUGUGA
This is a messenger RNA of Gigantopelta aegis, 3432 nucleotides long. RefSeq lists its product as uncharacterized. The record is from RefSeq and is a predicted model, not a curated record. The coding region runs from base 1 to 3432 and encodes 1143 amino acids. The transcript has 26 exons. NCBI's taxonomy places the organism in Eukaryota, Metazoa, Mollusca, Gastropoda, Neomphalida, Peltospiridae.